CACCCUGUAUAUCUGGGUCAACGCGUUCGCAACACUUCGUUAAGUCUUCUAGCGCUGUAUAGCGCUGCAUGCAAGCUCUAUCAUUGAUUCCAUUCUCUUUGAACUGCUGCUGUAUCGUGAGGUAUAUAGACAAGGGACAUUCACAGGCUCACAAUCAGCGCAUUCCACGACCCCUUCGCACAGCAUAGCCGCGCCAGCCGCUUCAGCUUUGACAGCCUGUACAACAUCGUUCGUGUUAUCUCUUGCGUGAGGCAUACCCUUCCAGGUCGUCGGUCAGCGACACAUGCGUGCGUUGAGCCCGCCGCUUCCGUCGCGGCUCCGGGCCAGCGUAAGCUCUGCCGUUGGAGCACACCAGCCACGCCAUGAGCUCUGUGCGAAUGGCAUGCGUGCGGCGCCAGCGUGUGUGGGCGCAGCGGCGGCCCCCGAACGGCAGUCCGGCGGGCGCAGUGCAGGCCGCAGCCUGACCGCUGCUCGCGCGACAGCCAAGGCGGACCCCACGCCCGCCAUCGUGAACUACACGGUACAGAAGGGCGAGACACUAUGGGACGUAGCUGUGCAGCACGGCGUGUCCAUGCGCACCAUCAAGGAGCUCAACAAGCUGAGCGGCAAGGAACCCUUGCUCAAGGAAGGGCAGCAGCUGCUGGUACCGGCGUCCGGGAUAUCGCAGCUGGCGGUGAUGGAGGCGCCGGCCACGACAACCCCGGUGUUGGGCUCCGUCCCCGCGCGCGGCAUGUGGGUGGGCUCGGAGUAUGUGCGUCUGGCCACCAUCUCGGACGCGCGGCAGCUGUACCUGUCCCAGUGCGAUCGCGCCAACAGCCAGAACACACUGCUGGUGCUGUACGCGCCCUGGUGCCCGCACUGCAGGGAGAUGGAGGACGAGCUGGAGCGGCUGGCGGAGGGGCUGUCGCACGAGCAGAACGUGCGUGUGGUGGCGGUGAACGGUGACUCACCCGAGGGCCGCAUCUUCUCACGCGAGGUGCUGGGCGUUGCGUACUACCCCUCCAUAAUCUCCUUCCCGGAGCACUCCCGCACCUUCUACAAGUACAAGGGCCGCCAGCGCGACGCGGAGUCGCUCCUGCGCUUUCUCAAUAUGACCUGCUGCAGCCGGGCGCGGGAGGACCAGAUGUGGACGCUGCGGCCGGCGGGCACACGCUCGACUGUGGCGGCAUUGCCAGGCGCGAGCACGUUCCUGCCAAUCGGCAUGUCGCCCAGCGCUCUGGCGGCUGGCGUUGGCUCCGCGGCGCUGGCACUGGUGGGCAUUGCGGCCUUCCUGCGCACGCGGCGCCCCAUGCAGUCAGAUGUGGUGGCUGAGCUGGACAGCAGUGUGGGCCGCAUGCUGGGGCUGCUGCUGCGCGCGCUGGGCACACGCGUGGCGCUGGUGCUGGGGCUGGGCCGCAACGAGGAGGCACAGGCCGCAGCCGCAGUGGUCGCAGCCGUGCCUGCCGCCCCAGCGGCGGAUGCUACCGCCGCUUCGGUGCCGGCGGCGCCCGCAGAGGCUGACGCUGCGCCGGUGCCGGUCGAUGCCGCAGAGGUUGCGCAGGUGUCAGCCGCGCCCACAGCACUGGCACCCGCGGCAGCUGCUGAGGCGCCUAUCCCGGUGGUGGUCGCCGAGGUGCUUGCUCCUGCGGCGCCCGCGCCUGUGGACGCCGCUGCGCCCGCCGCCGCGGCGCCCGCCUCAACAGCGAAUGGCAACGGCGUGGGGACGACAGCAGCGACCGCACCUGCUGCUGCUGGGACGGCUGCUGCUGCGGCGGCGGCGGCAGUGUCAGCAGCCACUGCGGUUGCGCGCGAGCUGACAGCUGAAGAGCGCAUGCGGCUGACGCGGCUGACGGAUGACGAGUUAAUCGCGCUGGUGAACAGUGAUCCAGAUCUGGACAAGGUGCUGUCGCGGCUGCUGGGAGACAAGUGAUGGGAGGGGCGGAUGAUGAUGGGCCCUGGGUAGGAUGGGCUGAAAGCGAUCGUGGGAUCGGCGCGAGAGCGCUGCGCGGUAUGUGAUGUAGAUGCUGGGCGAACAACUGCCGCGCCAAGGUGGUUAUGGUGUGUGCGCUGCGGGACCAUAAACACAGAGGCGCGCAUCAAGCUUUCAAAUGGCAGGGGGAUGGUAAGUGUAUGGGGAGGGAGGGAGCUACAGUACGCUACUGCACCGCACAGAAUGCGGUGCUGCAAUGAUUCUUGUCGGGACGCCGAGGUUGAUGUGUGGCACAACAGGAGGCUUUGCAAUACAAUAAAACCUCACGUCUCGCACGAAUUACUCAUGGAUACAAUUGCGGGUAAGCACACGCAAGGGAAGGAAACUUGUGGCAACCCCGGUGGGGCCGUGUUUGUGUGUUCCGAUGCCGUAAUUUUCGCGGUGUGAGCUUCGAUGCGUGUUCAUACCCGUGUAAAUCAUCCUGCGA
Molecule: messenger RNA, 2396 nt
Organism: Chlamydomonas reinhardtii
Lineage: Eukaryota; Viridiplantae; Chlorophyta; Chlorophyceae; Chlamydomonadales; Chlamydomonadaceae
Exons: 5
Coding region: 383-1909 (508 amino acids)
Source: RefSeq, a predicted model, not a curated record